This is a messenger RNA of Hevea brasiliensis (rubber tree), 2050 nucleotides long. RefSeq names its product amino acid transporter AVT1A. The record is from RefSeq and is a predicted model, not a curated record. The transcript has 12 exons. Gene Ontology annotation, cellular component: plasma membrane. The coding region runs from base 255 to 1775 and encodes 506 amino acids. NCBI's taxonomy places the organism in Eukaryota, Viridiplantae, Streptophyta, Magnoliopsida, Malpighiales, Euphorbiaceae.
AAUAAGCAUCCUUGGGUGCGUGUGCCCAUUUUUACUUGGCAAAAAAAAAAAGUAUAAGGAAUCAUCAAUAAGUUUAUGAUUACAAAACCGUUUUUAAUAUUAUAAAAUUUAGAAUUCAAGAAAUCAUUUUUUCACUUAGUGUGAAAAAUCCCAGGAAUCUUGCGUACUAUUUAUAAAUAUGUACUUGUUUUGCCAGAUAAAAUUAAACUCUAGUAUUCAAUUUCACAACCAAUUUUCUUGAAUUUUUCCCAGCUAUGUCAUCAAUGGAAAGAAAGGAUAAGGAGAAAGAAAUAGUAGAUUUCUUCUUGGAGGAUGAUGAAGAGAUACUAGAAGUGAACAUGUUUGAGGUUGGUAGCCACAGUUGCAAUGGUGGCACAAUCAGUAGCACCACCAAAGUAGAGGCUGUGAAUGGUGUACUAUGUGGCAUUUUCUCUUCUAAGCAUUGGUUGCAGUGUUUGAAGUUUCUUGGACUAAGCAAGAGUAAGUUAAACCAGGAUAUAAAGUCCCCUUUGUUGUCAAAUUAUGAAAAGGAGGAAGACUUGAACAAGUUCUCAACCAUACAACUAUUCUCAAAAGCUUCUUUUUCUGAUAAUGAAUCACCCAUUCCUCAUGGAUGUAGCUUCACAGAAACUAUCUUCAAUUUGGUUAAUGUAUUCCUGGGAAUUGCUCUGCUUUCUAUACCUUAUACUGUGAAAGAAGCUGGUUGGGCAAGUUUGGUAGUAUUGGCUGUUUUUGCAAUUUUGUGCUGUUACACAGCCAAUCUAAUGAGGCAUUGCUUUGAGAGCAACGAAAGCAUCAUAACCUCACCAGACAUGGGAGAAGCUGCUUUCGGGAUAUAUGGACGUCUUAUUAUAUCUAUUAUUCUAUAUAUGGAGUUAUAUUCAUAUUGUGUGGAAGUUAUUAUUUUAGAGGGUGACAAUCUUAGUAGCCUAUUUCCUGGAACAUCUUUGGACUUGGGAGUCUUUUAUCUUGACUCUAUGCACUUUUUUGGAAUUCUAACUAGCAUUAUUGUUUUGCCAACUGUUUGGUUAAAAGAUAUUCGCAUCCUCUCAUACCUUUCAGCUGGAGGCAUUAUAGCAACAAUUUUGAUUUUUUUUUGUGUGCUUUCACUUGGCAUACAACUUGGAUUUCAUGAAACUAGUCCUUUUGUGAAAUGGAGUGGCAUUCCAUUUGCAAUUGGUGUUAAUGGGUUCUGUUAUGGUGGGCACAUAGUUCUUCCUAACAUCUAUCAAUCAAUGGCGGACAAAAGCCAAUUCACCAAGGCAGUAACAAUAAGCUUUAUUUUGAGCUUUUUCAUUUAUGGAGGAGUUGCAGUGAUGGGAUUUCUCUUGUUUGGUGAAGAUACAUUAUCUCAGAUAACAUUGAAUAUGCCACCAGAUGCCCUCAUUUCAAAAGUUGCCUUGUGGACUACAGUUAUCAACCCACUCACCAAGUAUGCGUUGUUGAUGAAACCACUGGCUGAGGGCAUAGAGGGGCUAUUGCCGCAUCGAAUAUCAAAUACUUGGAGCUUCAUUUUUAUAAGAACUACAAUUGUCUUCUCUUGUACUUGUGUGGCUUUUCUUCUUCCUUUUUUCGGUCUUGUGAUGGCUUUAAUUGGUUCUAUCAUUGCUCUAAUUUCGGCAUUAAUAUUUCCAUCUUUAUGCUUUAUAAGGAUCAACGGAGAUAAAGCAACAAGAACACAGAUACUUUUGAGCACCACUGUUGCUUUAUUUGGAAUCAUUUGUGCAAUUCUUGGAGCAUACACUUCUUUGUCAGAAAUUGUCAAGCAGUAUUAAAUAAAAUUUAUAUUAUUUAAAUGGAUUUCUUUAUCCUUUAGCAGGAAACUGAAUCUUUUGAUGUGGAAGUUGAAGUUCAUUAAUUUUAUUAUAUAUUAGCCUUCAAGGAAUUGUAUUGAACAUGGAUUUUCCUUCAUGUAAAACCAGAUUGUAACAGUGCUGAGUAUUGUCUAGCUCAAAAAGCUUCUCUUUCUUUCUUUACAUGGGACUCACUACAAUCAACAAUUGUACAUGUAUCAUUUUAUGAUAUAAUUUUUCUCCAACUAUACUUUGAA